Messenger RNA from Oncorhynchus tshawytscha (Chinook salmon), 2059 nucleotides. Its product is annotated as zinc finger protein 28-like. The transcript is spliced from 2 exons. Gene Ontology annotation, molecular function: RNA polymerase II cis-regulatory region sequence-specific DNA binding; DNA-binding transcription factor activity. The coding region runs from base 14 to 1837 and encodes 607 amino acids. NCBI's taxonomy places the organism in Eukaryota, Metazoa, Chordata, Actinopteri, Salmoniformes, Salmonidae. Gene Ontology annotation, biological process: regulation of transcription by RNA polymerase II. The record is from RefSeq and is a predicted model, not a curated record.
GAAUCAACUCAAAAUGGAGGAAGGAGAUUCUCUGCAUAGUGUUAACCUGAAUCAACUCAAAAUGGAGGAAGGAGAUUCUCUGCAUAGCGUUAACCUGAAUCAACUCAAGAUGGAGGAAGGAGAUUCUCUGCAUAGCGUUAACCUGAAUCAACUCAAGAUGGACGAAGGAGAUUCUCUGCAUAGUGUUAACCUGAAUCAACUCAAGAUGGAGGAAGGAGAUUCUCUGCAUAGCGUUAACCUGAAUCAACUCAAGAUGGAGGAAGGAGAUUCUCUGCAUAGCGUCAACCUGAAUCAACUCAAGAUGUCCGCUGCUGUUUCUUUACCCAUCUUGAGACUCCACAGACUAACAAAGGUUCAACUGUCUCUCUGCACUCCCAGACUUAACCAGAACAACCCGAAGAAGAACAACAAACCAGGUAGAAAACCAACGAAGAAGAAAAACACCACCAGCAGAGGAAAGAAACAAUCCACAGGAAAUGGACACAACUCUGCUGACAGUGAAAGUGUUUCUAGCCAGGUAUCAGUAGUUUCUAGACAUCAGCACGGCCCGAAGGGAAGCAAAAAUAAACCCAAGAUCAUUCUCAAAUUCUCCCGCUCCAUCUUGAGGCCUGACGCAGCAAAACAAGAGGUGAAACAAGAGAUGGACGAGCUGCCUGUCGGUACAAGAAGUGAUGAACACUGGUUGAACUCUGUGAAGACAGAGAGCUACGACCCAGAGAUGGGUAACACCAGGGGACCUACAGAGAGCGACCCCAGGACAGAUGCACAUUACUUGGGUAUGAAGAUGAAGGAUGCUCCCCUGUACCACCAGGAUGAUGGGAGGCAGCUGCAGUCGUCUACCGUUCAGCCAUUCAAUCCGGCUGCGUUGCGGGCUGACCUGGAAUGUUGGCCUCACAACCAGAAGGUCCCCAGGUUCCCGUGUCCAGACUGCGGCCAGAAGUUCUCCUCCAAAAUUCAGUUUAAGUUUCAUUCCCGGAGCCACACACAGUACCGGCCGCACUCCUGUGAGGUUUGCCAUAAAACCUUCUCCCGGAAAGGCAGUCUAGACGAGCACCGACCAAUCCACGAGGUGGAGCGCCCCUUCGCCUGCCUCCAAUGCGGCAGGACCUUCACGUUCAAAUCCAACCUGACCCGCCACAUGCGGUUCCACAGCGACGCGCGGCCCUACGUCUGCCCCCAGUGCGGCCAAAGCUUCAAAAUCUCCGACCACCUGAAGAGCCACAUGACGGCCCACAGUGGGAAUAAACCGUACUUGUGCCCGGAGUGUGGCCAGAGUUUUGUCCGUUACAUUAGUCUGAAGUAUCACCGGCUGAGCCACACCGGCGAGCGCCCGCUGUCCUGCCCAGAGUGUCCCAUGACUUUUGCCCGGCCGCACACCCUUAUGAUCCACCGGCGACAACACAGCAGGAAAACGCUGUUCUCUUGCCAGGACUGUGGGAAGCAGUUCAACGAGGGGUACCAACUGAAAGACCACGUUACAAUGAAACACACAGGGGAGAAACCUUACAAAUGCUCUGAGUGUGACAAGUGCUUCAUCACUUCGGCGUCUCGUAAAGUACACAUGGUUGUCCACACAGGAGAGAAGCCGUACAAAUGCACAGAGUGCUGUAGGAGAUACAGUCAGAGUGGGCAUCUAGCGCAGCACAUGAGGAGACACACAGGGGAGAAACCAUACAAAUGCUCCGAGUGUGACAAGUGCUUCAUCACUUCGGCGUCUCGUAAAGUGCACAUGGUUGUCCACACAGGAGAGAAGCCGUACAAAUGCACAGAGUGCUGUAGGAGCUACAGUCAGAGUGGGUCCCUGAAGAGGCACAAGUGUGAGCAGCAAACCAGGUGAGAGGAACCUCGGGGCUAUGCCCCAAAUGGCACCCUAUUCUCUAAAUUGUGCACUAGGGCCCAUAGGAUUCUGGUCAAAAGUAGAGCACUGAAUAGGGUGCCAUUUGGCACACAGCCCCAGUGUUCUGAGUGUAGGAACUGGAGAGAACUGGAAAGCGGGUCCUUAAAGCAGUACAGCUGGAAGCAGCCACGUAGGUGAGAGGGUUCUCAGGUGUUUUGACGA